AUGUUUGGACUUCUUUGCUUUUUUGUUUUACUUGCAACACAUUUCAAAGUAGAAUCUCUUGAAUGUUCGUCAGACAAAAGAUGUAGAUGUCAGACCUAUCGAGGAAAACUGUGGGCAAAUUGUGAAAACCUUAACCUUACAACAGCGCCAUUUUUCAACGAUGACGUCACAGGGAUAAAUCUAGCAAGAAACAGUAUUGCGAAUUUCCCAGAAAGCCAUCCCAGGGGAAUACUAUAUUUAGACGUCUCGGAGAACAUACUGCAAAAAAUUGAUAUGACGUCAUUGAGCAAAUAUAAAGACUUGAGAAAUUUGACUGUUUCUAACAAUAAACUUAGGACUAUUGAGCUUGGUACUUUUGAGAACUCCUCAAAACUGCUACAUCUUGAUAUUUCAAAUAAUCGGGAAUUAACUAUAGAAGUUCUUGUUAAUGUAUCGAGAGAUUUGCGAAAUUCUUCUUCGAUCCGAGUUUUAAAUUUUGAAAAAUUACAAUGUACAUAUGGAGUCAGUUUCAAUCUCAUGAAAUAUCACACUGCUUUUCUUAGGCAUACAAAGCUGGAGGAACUAAACUUAGCGUCAAAUCGCAUCAACAGUCUAGAAACAGGAGUUCUAACAGAAUUACCUAAGUCCCUCAAACGUCUGAAUUUGGCUAAUAACAUUCUGAGUUUUGGAUUUUAUUUGGCGGAGUUUGGCGAUUUGCCCAAUAUAAUCAGUCUAAAUGUAAGCUUUCAAGCUUCUUUCCGUCAGUUGCUUACCAAAGAAUUUUUGAUAAAAUGUAACGAUACCCGAGCAGUCGGCACUAGAUUCACAGAACAUCCCGAUAUCUGGAGGAGGAACCCUAAAUUAUCAUCAUCCUUGAAAGGAAAUGUUAAUAUAAGUAUAUACUUGCCACGAAAUCUGAAAACGCUUUAUUUUCACGACAAUUUGUACAAGUUUACUCUACAGGAUUAUGUUUUCAAGUCUGUCCAUAAACAAAUGUUGACACAUCUCUAUAUGCAAAACAAUAUCAUCUACGAAUUAAAUGGCCCUAUUGUAGGAUUUGAAAGUGUUGAACAUAUAGAUUUCUCCAAUAAUUUUUGCGGCCACAUCUCAUCAAAUUUCUUUCAAUAUUUUAGAAAUUUAUCUUACCUCAAUCUGUCCCAUAAUGCAUUAGGCGAAACUUUAGAAAGGGAUAAAAAUGGAGAUAUUUUUCAAUAUCUUCGUAUGUUGACCAGUUUGGACUUAAAGCGGAACAGAGUUGUUUCCCUUCCGAAUAAAAUAUUCCGCAAUCUGAAUAAAUUGGAAAAUCUUGAUGUCAGUUAUAAUUCUUUGAAUGAGUUUUCGAUACCUAUAAAUCAUAUGACAAAUCUCUUAAAUUUGGACCUCUCAAAUAACCAGUUAUCGUCUUUAGAUGAGGAAACGAGAAAAGCACUAGAUUCGAUAUCACAAGACAAAGAAAUCUCAGUGAAUUUAAAGGGAAACAGAUUAAGAUGCGAUUGUGAAAACUUAGAUUUUAUAAAAUGGAUGCACACUUCUAGAAAGGUGAAAUUUUUACAUUUCCAUAGUUAUUCGUGUAUUUUCUCAAAUUCAUCAAAGAUUCAUUUUUCUGACAUUGAAAAUUUACUACAGACUUUGGAGAAACAGUGUUUUUCUUAUAUUCUUCUUAUCGUGGUUAUGACGUCAUUAAUAAUCGUCGCCUUAACAACCGCUCUCAGUCGCAUUCUCUAUAGAUACAGGUGGAAAUUGAGAUAUAUGUACUAUGUCGCUAGAGAAAAGUACAAAGAUAACAAAUUAUAUAGCCACAAAACUCAUGGAAAACAAUAUCAUUUUGAUGCAUUCAUGUCUUAUGCUGACAGUGACAGACAAUUUGUUAUUUCCCUUGUGAAAUUUCUGGAAGAUAAAAGCAGCUUAAGGCUGUGUAUACAUCAUCGUGAUUUCAUCCCAGGGACAGGUAUUGAAGACAACAUUACAAAUGCCAUUCAUAACAGCAGACAAACUGUUUGUAUUAUGACGUCACAUUUUUUAGAAUCAUACUGGUGUAUGUUUGAAUUGAACAUGGCUCGAAUGGAAUCUAUUUAUUCGCGAAAUGGUGAAAAUGUUCUUUUUCUCGUGGCUUUAGAGGAAAAUGCCAUGAAAAAACUGCCGUUUUCUCUGAUGGAUCUGAUAGAAUCAAAAUCGUAUGUAGAAUUUCCAGAGGGAGGAGACGAAGAGGAAGUAUCAGCUUUCAGAUCGAAUUUGAAGAGACACUUAAAUCGUGUGACAAUGUCUUCAGACACUUAAAGGGUACUGCUCAUAAAAAUUGGGGGGAAAAGUCCAAACGAC
This is a messenger RNA of Saccostrea echinata, 2298 nucleotides long. RefSeq names its product toll-like receptor 4. The record is from RefSeq and is a predicted model, not a curated record. The transcript has a single exon. Gene Ontology annotation, cellular component: membrane. Gene Ontology annotation, molecular function: protein binding; transmembrane signaling receptor activity. Gene Ontology annotation, biological process: immune response; toll-like receptor signaling pathway. The coding region runs from base 1 to 2256 and encodes 751 amino acids. NCBI's taxonomy places the organism in Eukaryota, Metazoa, Mollusca, Bivalvia, Ostreida, Ostreidae.